AUGAUGCGCCGGGGGUCGUCCAACUCGCCUCGGCGGUCGCCUAGCAGAGGCAAGCACGAGUCGCCCAGCCGCCACGAAGGCCCGACCAAGGGCCGACACGACGAAGUCUCGUUCCGCCAAGCCACGACAACCAUCUCGUCGCGCCGGCCGCCGCCGCCGCGGAUGCUAUCGCGAGCCAACCUGCGGCUGCCGCUGAGCGACCAGUUGGCGGGGACGAUGCGGUCCUUCGAGAAAGGCCGGAUGCCAACAGGCAUGCGGUCGGACAAGGCGAUCAAGCUCCUCGGCGCCGACAAGCCCACCGGCAGUAUGGAGAUGCAUCGGAAACGCCCGAAGCGGCGGUCGCACACGCCCGCGUACGACAAGCGGUUCCGCGAUACGCAGAUCUUGGAGGGCGCGAGCAAGUUUGAAGGCCACGAGAACGAGUGGGAGAACUAUCUCCUCGGGAGCUUCAUUGGCGUCGCCAACGAGGUCAUGGCGCUGCGGAAGAAGCGAAAGGAACAGCUCGCCAAGUACGUCGUGCUGCCCGACAGCAGCUUUCGGAAAGUCUGGGACGCCGUAUUGAUUGUCUCGCUCUUGUAUGUCGCGAUCUUUCUGCCGCUGCAGCUCUCGUUCCUAAGCGACCUCAUGACGUACGAAGACCUGAGCAACUGGGCGCCCUUCUUCGCCGUCGACCGCCUCACGGACGCCAUCUUCUUGACCGACAUUGCGAUCAAUUUCCGGACGCCGCACACCACCCCGAAAGGCGACUUGGAGUUUGAUGCGCGGACCCGGGCGCACGAGUACCUCACGACGUGGUUCCCCAUCGACUUGAUCUCGAUCGUGCCUUUUGACUACUUCGCGACCUUCUUGCCGUCAGGCGGCGGCAACUCGAACCUCCUCAAGCUGCCACGGCUCCUCCGCAUGUUUCGCCUCACCAAAAUUCUCAAGAUCGUCGUGGCCAGUCGCAUCUUCAAGCGCUACGAAAUGCGCAUCUCGAUCAAGUACGGCUGGAUUCGCCUCAUCAAGUUUGCCGCCGGCAUCCUCCUUCUCACCCACUGGAUGGCCUGCUUUGUGUACUUGGUGGCCAUCAUGACGGCGCCGCAAGCGACGUGGCUCAGCACGGCUAGCCUCAACGGGGGCUUGACGUCCGAGCACUAUCUCGGCGACGCGUACAUUGCAGCCGUCUACUGGGCCGCGAUGACGAUCACGACGAUCGGAUACGGCGACAUUUACCCGGCCAACACGACGGAGCGAGCCUUGUUUGUCAUUAUGAUGUUUCUCGGCGCGUGCGUGUACGCGUACGUCGUCGGUACCAUGUGCCAACUCGUCGAGGGCCUCAACGUCAACACGCUCGAGUUCCAGCGCCGCAUGGACGAGGUCAACGACUUUCUGGACGUCAACAACAUUCCGCAGAACCUCCGCAUCCGCAUCCGCAAGUACCUCCUGUACAAGCGCGAUGCCAAGAUCGGCGACAUUGCCGAAGUCCUCCACUCGAUGAGCCCCGCGAUCCGGGACGAAGUCGCGCUCUUCAAGUUCCAGCACAUUCUGAGCUCCGUGCAUCAGUUUCGAGGCGCGCCCCCAGACUUUUUAGCCGCGAUCGCGCUCCGCCUCCAGAUGAUGGUGUACCCGCCCAACGAGAUGAUCAUGGUGUUUGGCCGCAUCGGCACGUCCAUGUACAUCAUCAACCGCGGGCGCUGCCAGGUCGAGCGCAUGGCCAGCGACGGCCGCAUCGUCGUCGUCAACGUGCUGCACGAAGGCGCGUACUUUGGCGAGCGCGGCCUCCUCUUCUCGGCCAAGCGCCGGGCGUCCGUGCGCGCGCUCUGCUUUGUCGAGGUGAGCUGUCUCACGCGGUCGGCGCUCGAGGACGUCACCAACAACUUUCCGUCUGUGCGCCGCAUCAUUCGCAAAAGCAUGGUGCGCGACGUGGUUGCAAGGAGCCUCGCGACCGGGGAGCUCGUCGCGCUGGGGCAGGACCCGGGUUUUCUCCAGCGACACAACCAGCUGCGCGAGCAGCUCGCGCAGCGCCACAACAAGUCUACCACCCACGACACGAGCGCGCCACCACCGAGUGCAUCGUCGACGACCGAGACACCCGCGCCCUCGCCAGAUCCAAAAAAUGACCAAGUGCCACCGACGGUGGGCGAGGAAGCCAGGUCCUCUCGACCGGUGCGUCGCCACCGAGGUUCGCUUCCAAGCACGAUAUCCGACACGCGCGUGUCGGUGCUGCCGCUAGAGAUGCCGUCGGGGCAAGGCCACGUGGAGGACGAGAAGGCCGACGAGUUCUCGAUGCCAACGGUCGCGCGUCUGCUCAAGCGCCGAACGCAGAGCGUGCGCUCGAACUUGGCCAAGGUGUCGCCGAUUCUGCCCAAGCAGGCCCGUAAGAACGCGUCCAAGAAGCACACCCAGACGAUCAUGGUCUCGGUCAAGCCGACGCAAGUGACGGCGGCGACGCGACUCCGCGUGUUGGAGCCACCGGCGCACCUGCACGUCGUGGAGCCAUCGCCGAUCCUGGACGACGGGCCCAGGAGCCUCUCGAGUCUGCGCAAGCUGAGUACGUGUGUGAUCCAUAGCAGCGUCGAGUCCUUGCGCAGCAACGCUGACUCGAGUCAGAGUGCCGCCGAGGACGAAGAUGCGAACGACGGAGACGACAGCUUUGACGAAGUCAAUGACGGCUUCUGCGACAUGGACGACACCGAGAUGGACGACGAAGACGAGCACGUGCCGCGCUGGGCGUCGCAGCUCCUCGAGGUCGUGGCCAACCAGCAAAGGAUGCUCAAAGCCAUGGCGGCGACGUUGGCGUCCGUCCAGCGCACGUCCAACGCGACGCACCGCGCGAUGCGCAGCUCCUCAACCCAACUCGAUGCGCUCGACGAAAGAACUUGCACGAGAUGUACUGCGCCAUCUAAGCUCCCACAAUAA
Molecule: messenger RNA, 2898 nt
Organism: Saprolegnia parasitica CBS 223.65
Lineage: Eukaryota; Oomycota; Saprolegniomycetes; Saprolegniales; Saprolegniaceae
Exons: 8
Coding region: 1-2898 (965 amino acids)
Biological process (GO): potassium ion transport; transmembrane transport
Cellular component (GO): membrane
Molecular function (GO): voltage-gated potassium channel activity; protein-containing complex binding
Source: RefSeq, a predicted model, not a curated record